Molecule: messenger RNA, 1170 nt
Organism: Endocarpon pusillum Z07020
Lineage: Eukaryota; Fungi; Ascomycota; Eurotiomycetes; Verrucariales; Verrucariaceae
Exons: 3
Coding region: 1-1170 (389 amino acids)
Molecular function (GO): protein binding
Source: RefSeq, a predicted model, not a curated record
AUGUCAAGGCGAAUGGAGGCAGAUCUACGAUUGAAACGUCCCAAGCUGCUAGCAUUCAAUUCAGCUCUCAACAACACCAAACAGGAGGCAUCAGCACAGAUACUGCGAAGCAAUGGUCGCAACUAUUGCAGGCCACCAGAUCUACUCGAGGAUAGGAAGCAGGAACUUCCGUUGGACUCCUACUCCGAUAUACGCUUCGUAGAGGCUGUAAAGGCCUUUACGACAUACCCUCUCUUCGAUCUGCAGGACACAACAACAAGUCUACUUCUAUGCUCCAUUCCAGACCACCCCAUUCGGCUGCAUUCAGCACUCUCUAGCGAGCUGAUUGCAUCUUAUCCGUUUGUGAACACCACCACGGAGGCCUAUAUUGCUCCUCACUCCUUGCUCUUUACUGGCCAUGGACGAAAUUUCAUCGCUGGCUCGAGCAAUCUUGUUGCCACAUUUGAUGUUACCCGACCCGGUCACGGGCCUUCUAGCCUGUUUGUGACAGCAGCCAGCCGUAGAUCGAGAAAGCUAAAUGGUUCGAUUGGCUUGAGAGGUAUAGUUUCUGCGCUUUCUAUAGAUCCGGCUUCGAAGGUUCUGGCAGCAGGUACCUUUUCACGCCAUGUCGGCUUAUAUGAUGCUGCCGGAGAGGGAGAAUCUCUUGGUGUGUUCAAACUUGAAGGAAACGAGGCCGAUGGCAGAAUUAGCGGGAGAGGUAUCACACAACUGAUAUGGAGUCCCUGUGGUCGAUACCUGUACAUCGUUGAGAGACAGAGUCACGGCAUUAUGGUUUACGACAUCCGCAAAUCCGGGCAGCUACUAAGUUGGACUGAGGGCAGGAUGGCUGAGACCAAUCAGAGACUACAAGUCGAUCUUUUCAAUUCUCCAAACGCUAGUGGUGAUCUUGAGUUGUGGGCGGGCGGAGUUGACGGCAAUAUUCGUGUGUGGAGGAACACUCAUUGUCAAGAGGGAGGACAGCAACCAGAUCUAGACUGGCAUCUUCACGAUGACGCAGUCUCUAGCACAACCGUCCACCCUUCCGGCACUGUGGUUGCAAGCUGUUCCGGACAGCGGCACUUCAAGAUGGAUCAGCAGGAUUCUAGCGACUCUGACGAGAGAAGCGACGAUGGUACUGAUGUGGUUAUUAAAAAGACUUUUGACAACAGUCUGAAGCUUUGGACAAUAUGA